AUGACUUCCUCAGGGAACGAUGUCUUUGUCGGUGCCAUUGACCAAGGCACCACCAGCACCCGUUUCCUCAUUUUCAACACCAAUGGAGAAGUUGUCGCCCUCCACCAGAUUGAAUUCAAGCAAAUCUACCCCCAGCCUGGUUGGCACGAACAUGACCCCGAAGAGCUCGUAACCUCCGUCGAGCAGUGCAUCGACGGUGCCGUCGCUGCCUUUGAGGAGCAGGGCCACUCCCGCAGCCAGAUCGCCGCCGUCGGCAUCACCAACCAGCGCGAGACCACCAUCGUGUGGGACAAGAACACUGGUAAAGCUCUUCACAACGGCAUUGUUUGGACCGAUACCCGCUCUCAGGAGCUCGUCCGCCGCCUCAAGCACCGCCUCGGCUCCAAGGAGCUGACCGGCCGCUGCGGCCUGCCGCUCUCCACCUACUCCUCCGUCGGCAAGCUGCUUUGGCUGCUCGAGAACGUCGACGCGGUCAAGGAGGCGUACGAGGCUGGAAACCUUGCGUUCGGUACCGUCGACGCAUGGCUUGCCUACAAGCUCAACGGCGGGCCUGACAAGAACGUUCACGUCUCGGACCCUUCCAACGCCUCCCGCACCAUGUUCAUGAACCUCGAGAGCCUUGACUACGACGCCGAGCUCCUCGACUGGUUCCGAAUCGACCGCAACAAGGUCCAGCUGCCCAAGAUUGUCCGCUCCUCCGACCCCGAGGCCUUUGGCGCCCUCGCCAACACCGCCCUCAAGGGCACCAAGAUCACCGGCUGCCUCGGCGACCAGUCCGCGGCGCUCGUCGGCCAGAAGGGUUUCACGCCUGGCCUGGCCAAGAACACCUACGGCACUGGCUGCUUCCUCCUCUACAACGUCGGCCCCAAGCCUAUUCUUUCCACCCACGGUCUGCUGUCCACCGUCGCUUUCGACUUUGGCCCUGGCAAGACCAUGUACGCUCUGGAGGGUAGCAUUGCUGUCGCUGGGUCCAGCAUCAAGUUCCUCGUCGAUAACCUUGGCUUUAUUGAUUCGUCCUCCAAGCUGAGUGCCCUCGCCGAGACUGUUGAGGACAAUGGAGGCUGCACUUUCGUCACCGCCUUUAGCGGCCUGUUCGCGCCCUACUGGAUUGAUGAUGCCCGUGGCACUAUCUUCGGUAUCACCGCCUACACGAAGCGCGGCCACAUUGCGCGCGCUACCCUCGAGGCUACUUGCUUCCAGACCAAGGCCAUCCUCGACUCGAUGGAGAAGGAUAGCGGCCAGGCUCUAACUGAGCUCGCGGUCGAUGGUGGCAUGUGCAACUCGGACCUUAUCAUGCAGACGCAAUCCGACUUCAUUGGUAUCCCUGUAAACCGCCCCGCCAUGCGGGAGACGACUGCCCUCGGCGCUGCCAUCGCGGCCGGCCUCGCUGUCGGUAUCUGGAACAGCCUUGAUGACCUGAAGAAUGUCAACACUGAAGGCAGCACGACCUUUAAGCCCCAGAUCACCACCCAGGAUGCCAGCAGCCGUUUCUCUCGCUGGGAGAAGGCUGUCGAGAUGAGCAAGGGCUGGGCCAACUAG
Molecule: messenger RNA, 1539 nt
Organism: Cordyceps fumosorosea ARSEF 2679
Lineage: Eukaryota; Fungi; Ascomycota; Sordariomycetes; Hypocreales; Cordycipitaceae
Product: glycerol kinase
Exons: 3
Coding region: 1-1539 (512 amino acids)
Biological process (GO): triglyceride metabolic process; glycerol-3-phosphate biosynthetic process; glycerol metabolic process
Cellular component (GO): mitochondrion
Molecular function (GO): glycerol kinase activity
Source: RefSeq, a predicted model, not a curated record